GUGCGCUCAUUCCUCUCACCUUGGAUCUUCAGCUCUUUCUCGUAAACUUUCGCCGUUAAAAAGUUCCGGCAGAAAAAGAUGGAGAACAACGGACCUGGACGUAGGCAGGGGCUGGCGAGGAUCCAAAUGCCCGGGCACCACUCAAGGGAGGUGUGCCACGACGACAGCACGCCUCCGGUGAGAGCUCAUACGAUCGACGAGCUCCACUCCCUUCAGAAAAAGAGGUCGGCGCCGACGACUCCGAUCAGGGGAGCUCUGGGAGUCUUUGCCUAUACAUCCGAAGAGGAACGCCACCAACAGCAACUCCAGUCCAUUAGUGCUUCGCUGGCGUCGCUGACGAGGGAGACGGGGCCAAAGUUGGUGAAAGGGGACCCAGCAAUGAAAUCAGAGAGCCCGCGGGUGCCCACCAACGUUGGGCAUCAGUCCUACACUCCUUCCCUCUCCCUGUCCCUCGCCGUCAGUGAUAGUUCCCUCAAGUUCACUCACGUCCUUUACAAUCUUUCUCCUGCUGAACUGUACGAGCAGGCAAUCAAGUAUGAGAAAGGGUCGUUUAUAACAUGCACCGGAGCUUUAGCAACUCUGUCCGGAGCAAAGACGGGUCGGGCGCCGAGAGACAAACGUGUAGUGAAGGAGAAAACCUCGGAAGAUGAGCUUUGGUGGGGAAAGGGCUCACCCAACAUCGAAAUGGACGAGCAAACUUUCCUGGUUAAUAGGGAACGAGCCGUCGAUUAUUUGAACUCGUUGGAUAAGGUAUAUGUGAAUGAUCAGUUUUUGAACUGGGACCCAGAAUACCGCCUCAAAGUCCGAAUUGUGUCUGCCAGAGCUUACCAUUCCUUGUUCAUGCAUAACAUGUGUAUACGCCCCACUCCAGAAGAGCUGGAGAGUUUUGGGACUCCGGAUUUCACAAUAUAUAAUGCCGGGCAGUUCCCCUGUAAUCGUUACACCCACUACAUGACAUCAUCUACCAGCAUAGACCUGAAUCUUGGCAGGAGGGAAAUGGUGAUCCUUGGCACUCAGUAUGCAGGGGAAAUGAAGAAAGGCCUCUUCAGCGUAAUGCACUAUCUCAUGCCUCAGCGCCAUGUCCUCUCCCUACACUCUGGUUGCAAUGUGGGCAAAGAUGGUGAUGUUGCCCUUUUCUUUGGCUUAUCUGGUACUGGGAAGACAACUCUGUCUACAGAUCAUAAUAGGUAUUUGAUUGGAGAUGAUGAGCACUGCUGGAGUGAGAAUGGUGUGUCAAACAUUGAAGGUGGUUGCUAUGCCAAGUGCAUUGAUUUGUCAGAGGAGAAGGAGCCUGAUAUUUGGAAUGCUAUCAAGUUUGGAACUGUGGUGGAGAAUGUUGUGUUUGAUGAGCAUACUCGAGAAGUGGAUUACUCAGACAAAUCUGUUACAGAGAACACUCGGGCAGCUUAUCCUAUAGAGUACAUACCCAAUGCUAAAAUUCCUUGUGUUGGACCCCAUCCAAAGAAUGUCAUCCUUCUAGCCUGUGAUGCGUUUGGUGUGCUUCCACCUGUGAGCAAGCUAAGCUUGGCUCAGACCAUGUACCAUUUUAUCAGCGGCUACACUGCUCUGGUGGCUGGAACAGAGGAAGGUGUCAAGGAGCCACAGGCUACAUUCUCAGCCUGCUUUGGUGCAGCAUUUAUAAUGCUGCAUCCCACAAAGUAUGCAGCUAUGCUGGCUGAAAAGAUGCAAGAUCAUGGGGCUACCGGUUGGCUUGUCAACACUGGCUGGUCUGGUGGGAGCUAUGGAUCAGGUAAACGUAUCAAGCUAGCUUAUACCAGGAAGAUCAUUGAUGCCAUUCAUUCGGGGACCCUUCUGGAAGCAACCUACACCAAGACUGAAGUGUUUGGACUUGAGAUCCCUACUGAAAUUGAGGGGGUGCCUUCAGAAAUACUGAAUCCUAUAAAUACUUGGUCUGACCAGGAUGCCUACAAGGAUACAUUAUUAAAGCUAGGGGGUCUGUUCAAGAAGAAUUUUGAGGUAUUUCUGAAUUACAAGAUUGGAGAGGAUAACAAGCUGACUGAGGAGAUCCUUGAAGCUGGCCCUGUCUUCUGAAUCGAAAUCUGUGAUUGAUGGAGCAAAAGGGAAGGAUUUGUGUUUUGUAUGAUGUAUAAUUUCUAUAGCCUAUAUGGUGCUGCAGAUGAUUCUUUGUUAAGGAUGGCUGGACUGUUGGUUACUCUUGUGGUUCUGCAGAAUGUUAGUUGCUUCAGUGGGUUCUGGUUGGUUCAGCUUAGCUGCUGAAGAGUUGUAACUUGUAAAAUGUAAAGGGACAUAAGGCAAAAGCAAGGGUGCUUGUAGAAUAGUUGACUACAUGUCUAAGUGAGAAAUAGAUAUGAAGGUAACUUUGUUUCUAUUA
Messenger RNA from Corylus avellana, 2353 nucleotides. RefSeq names its product phosphoenolpyruvate carboxykinase (ATP) 1. Gene Ontology annotation, molecular function: ATP binding; phosphoenolpyruvate carboxykinase (ATP) activity. NCBI's taxonomy places the organism in Eukaryota, Viridiplantae, Streptophyta, Magnoliopsida, Fagales, Betulaceae. Gene Ontology annotation, biological process: gluconeogenesis. Gene Ontology annotation, cellular component: cytosol. The record is from RefSeq and is a predicted model, not a curated record.